Messenger RNA from Plasmopara halstedii, 4827 nucleotides. Its product is annotated as recovery protein 3 isoform 3. NCBI's taxonomy places the organism in Eukaryota, Oomycota, Peronosporomycetes, Peronosporales, Peronosporaceae. Bases 1 to 4827 code for a protein of 1608 amino acids. The record is from RefSeq and is a predicted model, not a curated record. Gene Ontology annotation, molecular function: DNA-directed DNA polymerase activity; DNA binding; nucleotide binding. Gene Ontology annotation, biological process: double-strand break repair via homologous recombination; error-prone translesion synthesis. Gene Ontology annotation, cellular component: zeta DNA polymerase complex; nucleus. The transcript is spliced from 22 exons.
AUGGUUGACGAGGAGCUUCGCGUCGAAGCUGUUGUGGUGGACUACUACAUGAAUAGUCCACUACCUGCAGGAGCAAUUGAGAAACUUCCCAAUUCCCCGUGCUAUUUGCGAGCUCGCGAGGUUCCAGUCAUUCGACUCUUCGGUGCAACACCAGCUGGUCAAAAAGCUCUCAUACACAUCCAUGGCAUACUUCCGUAUUUCUACUUUCGUGCAAAUGACGAUCCGGAUUUCGAAGAUCCUGAGCGUCUUCGAAAGCUACUACCUCGAUUGGCAAAGGACAUUGAGAUCGCUAAUGCUUCUAAACAACAACAAAGACAACGAAAUAAUCCAAAAGCAAGAUCAAGUUCGAGUGCUGGUCGAGUAAUUGCCAAGGAACACCAUUCUACGGAUAUCAUCCACGACCAAAAAAAUGGAGAAAUUGGGGAUCGACAUUUUCAGCCGUAUGAAGCACACAUACCAUUUUUACUUCAGAUAUUUGCAGACUACAAUAUUGAAGGGUUGAACUAUGUGGCUUUUAGCAAUGUCAAGUUCCGUUUUCCUCUUCCAGUAGCACAAGAUCAUUUGACAAAAGGCGAAGAGUCAAAUGAACACCGUAUUUUCUUGCUUUCUACUACUCCCGCAACGAAAAUAAACGGAUUUCAUAAAAAUUCAACUCCUCUUGACGGACGAUACGCCCCGGUUCCACUACAGUCGAAAAGAUGGUUCGAACGGCAAUCAAGUUGUGCGCUGGAAGCUGAUGUAGCAGCUGCAUGCAUUUUAAACCCUGAACGCGUUCGUGAACAACAAAAAGCAGCCAACGGCUCAGGCGAGCUACGUAACGUGCCGUCGUUGGCAGCAAUUUGGGAUGAAGAACGCCUACGUCGUAUCGAUAAUGGUGAGAGAGGAACGCCAGAGAUGUCUCUUAGUCUCCAGCGCAACCCUGUCUCUCUCACAGGCUCCUCAAUAAGUGCUUCACCGGCAGAUUCGGCAUCUGCGCUUCUUUCUCAAUCAUUUUUUCAGAAAAGGAUGAAAGAAUCAUUAAGUGCGGUACUGAAUGAAUUAGAAAAGCAGGAACAGCGAUCAGAUGGUGGUGUUUUGGACCCUCACCGUCAAGAAUUUUCAGGUGAUGUGAUGUCGUGCGGUAAUUCGUUUACUGCUGAUAGCGAUUUCUCGUACAGUCAAGUUGAGCUCGAAGGCAAUGUUGAUAUGAACCAGGAAGACAAAGCAAUUGUUAAUCUUUUGUUGGAGAUGCAACAAGUGGGUGAAUCGAAUAACGAUGAUAACGAAUGGCACGACGAAGACCGGCAUGACGGUUACAUCACACCAGAUGACAAUGAAAACGAAGAUGUUGACAAAUUUAUAAAUCAAAGUGAUGAAAUUGAAGAUAUCUUGGCUUCACAACAGCUACUUGAAGAACACAAUGCUGGUCAAGAUACGAAACAUCAGUGGUGGGAUAUCGCAGAGCAGGACUCGAAAUCGACUGCUAGUCCUCUUAGCGAGCUAGGAAGUCCUCGCGUUAUUCUUCACACACCAAUGCAACGAUUUAAAAAGUCAGCUUCAAAGGCAGCAAGCGCUGCUAAAAGCAAGGCAAGUCCUGAGGAUUAUGCAUUGGUCGGCGACAUUGAAGACUUACUACCACCACGACCGCAAGAAGCGCUAUCUUCGAUCGUACCAGUCGAAGAAUCAAGUCCGAUCGAUCGUCUACAACUGUCGCUAACACCACAUCCACAGCCUAUUCGACCAAGUCCAAGAGCUCAGCCGCCAAUAACAGCGGCAGGCAACAAUCGCUUGUGGAUUUUCAGCCCCGAACCUCCAACUUUUUCGCAAAUUCUUGCGUCUUCGCGGACACUUGGAGUAAAUCCAGUGCAGUAUCAACAAGCCUAUUACAGCAACACAGCCGACAUCCCUGCAAAAGCAAUGAUGUUUGGCGGUAAGAAAUUUGACUUCUCUUCGCUCAGUACGAAAGAUUUACCCGAAUUUGAUACCACUGGAACGCGUCAGCUCUUAAAAACUCCUUACGAUGGUGGAGGUGGUGACAAUUUUAAGACUAAACAAUGGCGUAAGCUCUCCCAGUUACGGAUACAAAAGUCGCAUGAUGAAAGAGUUGGAAAGAUACGUCGUGUACGAAUGCCCGCAAGGUUGCCCCCAGACGCCUCCCUUGUCAGUGCAUGGCUACGUAAUGAUGCCGAAAGACGUCAAGUUUUAGACAAAGGACGACUCAAGCGUGCAAAUUUCUCAUUGACGCCACCUGUGUCACUUUCGAGUAAAUUGAAUUCGUCAGCUGUUUUGUCAAACAUUACGAUCUUAUCUAUCGAAAUAUUUGCGGAAUCUCGUGGCUAUAUGCUGCCAAAUCCUCUCCACGACCAAAUAAAAGUGAUAUGCUACGCAAUCGAUGCCCAAGAGGGGCCAACUGAUGCCAAGACGAAAGAAAGCGGUAUACUUUUGCUUAAUUUGGACGAUCUAGAGCAAGCAAGGCCCGAGAUUGUGGGUUUGUGCGUAGACAGCGGAAACAUAUCGGUAUCAUUUGCCUCGAAUGAGCGCGAACUUUUUAAGUUAUUGGAAGAUGUAGUGAGGCGAUGGGAUCCGGACUUUUUAACAGGAUUCGAAGUUCAGAAAGCCUCAAUAGGGUAUCUUGUUGAUCGGGCAUCUCAAAUGGAUGUAAAUCUCAUCCAGUUACUUUCACGUCUUCCGUCAGCUCCGAUAGAUCCUCGAAAUGCAACCACAGCUCCGAAUAUUGAAGGUGGUAGCCAAUCUGAAGUAUCUAUCGGCACAACUUGGGGAGUUAACAAGGCAGCUGGGUUAUGGGUUCACGGCAGGUACAUUCUCAACCUCUGGCGAAUGACUAGAUCCGAGCUCAAAUUAUCACGCUAUGCGCUCGAAGAUGUUAUUUGGGCUGUGCUUAAACGAACGUAUCCUGUAUACUCCUCUGAACGAUUAACGUCUUGGUUUCAGGAAGGUGGUCAAAUGCGUUGGAAGGUACUUCAAUACUUCUUGGAAAGAGCUACGAUUAAUCUUCAGAUUAUACAUAAAUUGCAGUUGAUUACGAGAACGAGCGAGAUGGCUCGUUUAUUUGGAAUCGAUUUCUACUCUGUUUUGUCUCGAGGAUCACAAUACCGAGUUGAGGCUGUGAUGCUACGAGUGACAAAACGUAAAAAUUUUCUGUUGAUCACACCGAAUAGGACUCAAGUGGCAGGUCAAGCUCCGAUGGAGUGCAUUCCAUUAGUGAUGGAACCGCACUCAAGCUUUUAUCCAGACCCUGUCGUGGUUCUUGAUUUUCAGUCUCUCUAUCCAUCGCUUGUAAUCGGGUAUAAUUUAUGCUACUCCAGCUUGUUGGGUCGCUUGAAAGAUGGACUGAAUCCCGAGCUAGAGACUUCACUUGGAGUAACUAGUUUUGCCCCAAGCGCUUCUGGACUAUUGCAGUGCCGAGAUGGAAUUAUUAUUGCGCCAAAUGGGACACUAUUUUGCCCAAAAAGUUUUCGACACGGAACCCUUCCACUUAUAUUAGACGAAAUUUUGUCGACUCGAAUCAUGGUAAAGAAGUCGAUGAAGACGGCCAGAAAUUUCAAGCAAGAACGUCUGGAGAAAGUUUUGAAUGCUCGACAGUUGGCGCUUAAGCUGAUCUCAAAUGUGACAUACGGGUACACAGCGGCUGGAUUUUCAGGGCGCAUGCCGUGUGCUCAAUUGGCUGAUGCCAUUGUCCAGACUGGGCGAUGUACCCUUGAAGCAGCUAUCCGAAUGAUAGAGGGGCGGGCGGAGUGGAAUGCCAAUGUUGUAUAUGGUGACACAGAUAGCGUUUUCGUGCUGCUUAAAGGACGAUCCAAACAAGAUGCAUUUCGAAUUGGCCAAGAAAUUGCUGAUGCUGUCACUGCAUCCAAUCCGAGACCAGUAACACUAAAGCUUGAAAAAGUCUACAUGGGCUGCAUUCUUGUUUCCAAAAAGCGUUAUGUUGGCAAUAAAUUUGAGUCGGCGACGCAAGAAGUUGGUAUCAUUGAGUCCAAGGGAAUUGAAACGGUCCGACGCGAUUCCUGUGGUGUAGUGCAACACUCAAUGCAGGCGUCACUCGAAACGCUCUUUGCAACUUGUGACUUAUCUGAGGUUAAAAAGUUAGUGGAGAAUUUCUGGAUCAACAUCUUGGAGAAUCGAGUGGCAUUGAAAGAUUUCAUUUUCGCAAAAGAAGUUCGUCUGGGAACGUAUAGUAAUGGAAGCGUCCCUCCUGCCGCACUUGUUAGUACAAAAGCCAUGGAAAAAGAUCCCCGGGCAGAACCUCGAUAUGCAGAACGGGUCCCGUACAUUGUAGUCAAUGGACGACCUGGUGCGCGUUUAAUGGACUUGGUUGUGUCACCGGAUGAUUUCGUUGACAAACGAAAGCGCUAUAGCAUUAACUAUCACUACUAUAUUGAUAAGCAGAUUAUUCCGAGUCUCGAACGGCUAUUUUUGCUGACCGGGGCCAAUAUUCGAUCGUGGUAUGCAGCAUUACCUCGAUCUUCUGUGAAAGCUCGCCAAUAUGCUGUCGACAUGAGUACACCUCCUCGUCCAAUUGGUCGCGGCUUUCGAUCGAUUGACUCGUACUAUUUAAGCAAACAUUGUCGGCUUUGUGGGUCCAUAGGUAACGAUACCCUUUGUCAAGAGUGCACUGCUAAUCCCCAACGAAGCCUGCUAGCAAUUCACACUGCCUCAACGAAUUAUGAAAAGGCGUCAAUGGCAUUAAAGGUUGCAUGUUCAGCGUGUGGUGGUCGAGAUGCCUUCUUAAAUUGUCGGAAUGUUGCCUGCCGCGUCUGGAACCACGUUCAACUUUUCGAAAUUGACAAAGCAACUUUGACGAGUCGCUUUUUACGAAACUUUUGGUAA